CGCAUUAGUCCACAAGUUAUUUACCUCGAACAAUCGACCAUCCGAGUCCGGAAGAGGCGUGGUCUCCGUCGAAGGAAUCGGUCGGUGAAUAAACUUGAAGCUGCGUGUUGUUUUUUUUUUACGGGAGACAGCGUCCGCGUGACUGAGUGAAGGAAGGAGGCGUGUGGGGUUUUUUUUCAGCACCGGAGCUGUCCACUUCUCUCAGACGAGCUCUCCAUCUUCGGCUGUAAAUGUUCUGACCGUGGGUAUAACAAACAGCCGUGUGUGUGUGUGUGUGUGGGUGUAGGACGCACACGCACGCACACUUUCUUCCCAGAGCCAAAGUCUUGCCAUGCUGGACGGACGGAUUUGAGGCAGAUAAAGUCCCAGCAACAGCACCGACGCCAUGGGAGUGCUCAUGUCAAAGAAGCAGCAGGUGGAGAAGGUGCAGAAAUGUACCGCUGUGGUCUCUGCCUUCCAGGCGGGGCUCAAGGAUCGAGCAGCUUUAGCCAAACAGGCUGAAGGGCAAGCAGUGGAAAGUGAGGCGCCUGCCAAAACAUCAGCCAGUCCCGAGGAAAAGAACACAGAGGAAGGAGAAAAGGGGGAAAGUGAGAGCAACGCUGCCCCGUCGACUUCUCAACAGGCGACCAGGGAUGGGUGUAAGGUGAACCAAGAGGCUUGGUCCAGGUUACGCGAUGGUAAAGGAGUAGAGCCCGAAGACCUCGACAAGACCCAUCAGCUGACACCACCUGCUUUUGUGCGACCUAAAAGGGAAGCGGAUGACGAUCAGCCUGUCGAUGUGGAGCUUGGGAAAAAGGAGCAGCCAGCAAGUGAUGAGAUGUGUGACGUGUGUGAGGUGUGGACAGCGGAUGACCUUUUCCCCUGCAGGAUUUGCACUCGCGUCUUUCACGAUGGCUGCUUGAGGGAGUUGGGCUACUUGAGAGCAGAAGCUUUGCAGGAGAUGAGAGAUACGGCGCACACUGUCACCGGCUGGAGUUGCUACUAUUGUGACAAUUUAAAUCUUCUCCUAACGGAGGAGGAAAUGUACAGUCUUAUGGAGACCUUUAAACAGUGUAAGAUCAUUCCAGAGUCGUGCCUGGUGUCAGAUGAGCUGCUGCAGUAUCAUCACUUUGUGUCCAAGCAGCAGUUUGAUCAGGACCUGACUGAUGAGCAGGAGGAAGACAUCCUGGCCCAGUUUGCAGCUCUGGACCCGGAGAAGAAGGGUCAAAUUGAAUGGAUGGACUUUCUCUAUUUUGAGUCACUGGCGGUCCUGAAGAAGUUUCGCACAGAGAACUCACUGGUACGUCUGCUGACUCCUAAAGAGAGGGACAGUGCCCGGUCCGUGUUCCAGGCUCUGGACCUGGAUAAAGACGGCGUGAUCUUGAGGGCAGAAUGUCGCCAGGCCCAACAAUCCUGGUUCGACAAGCUCAAUAAAGAUUCACAGUCAUGCAAUGUGAGACUCAUGGGGUUCUGCUCUCCUGUGAAUUUUGGCAUCAGUCACGUUGGAGCGAUUUGUGAAAGCAGCCCGGCCAGCUCCACCAGUGAAAGAAGCAAAAAUGAUGACAACAGGCCAACAACCUGGGCUGACUUCCUCAGGGAAAGUGCCAUCUACAUUUUGGCAGCACGCACCAACAGUUCUGCCAUGCACAUCCGCCUUCCUCUAUAGGACCCUGGACUAAUGCUAACCGAGCAGGCGCGGGGGGAGUGAGGUAGAGGGUGCACCCUGACGCCGACAGCUGAGAGACAGAGAUGAUGACAUCAGGAAGCCGACAGAGCAAACUCGACGAAGCACACGAGAGACAGCGGAUCAAGCCAUUGAAGGAGUCUGUGUCUCCUGAAGACAACCAGACUGACUAAAGAACGUGACUGACUGAAUUGACCUGACCUAAAACUGAAUGCGGGUGAUAAUAAGAUCCACCACUUGUAAGUAGUUACAGAUGGUUUGCGAGUUUUGAGUGUAAAGACUGUGCGCUCAACUAUGAUUCCUUCACUCUCCGGCUCCAAACACGCGACUCCACGUGGACACAUUUGUGUAAAGUGCUGUUACUUUGUUAGGCAUUCAUUGUUUUGGGGCAAUUGUAUCACAUACUAUAAGGUAUAUGUUUGGCAUAUACAGUAUUCCGCCAUUUUGCUAAUUCAUUAACGCCGUUGUUUGACAAGUGGAGACCCUGCGGAGAAAGUGACCCCACGGCUGCCAAAUGAGAAACGCCUCCUGUGUUAUCCCGUGUGCAUAUAUGAGAUGAUAUACAGCCAGUAUCAAUGGUUAUCAGGCGUCAUAGAGCUAUAUUUAUUCCUGUACUCUCCGGUAUUGUUUCUCCCGUUUUCAUCAGGCACUCUUCAUCCUCCUUUUGUGGUAACUGCAACUGACGCUGGGGUCAUCCACGAGCCCCGAACUGAUGAUAAAUAUGUAUAUAUAUCGUACCAUUGAAAUUCCUCCUCAUGUGCUUGGCGGCGUAAUUUGACACGUUGCCUCCACCUGCUCAGAUUAUUGCCGCUGUACUGUAAUCGUGACGGACGACUGUGCAACUUAUUAACUUUUAUGAGGUGCAUUUUAAAGAGGGAAUGAAGACGUUAAAAUAUUAAAGGAUGUUCAACAGUUUAAUUGCACAACAUACUGACUAUAGAAUCACUGAAGACGUACCUUAACCACUAUAGCAACAUGUAGUGCGUUUGUCAUGUACUGAAGGCUUUGUAACCGGUCCACCUGCUAAACUAGCAACGUGAAAUGAAAUGUGAUCAUUUGAGGGACUUGUCACAGCGCUAAAAUAAAUGCAUGGCAUUGAUGCU
This is a messenger RNA of Synchiropus splendidus (mandarinfish), 2766 nucleotides long. It is a transcript of the gene phf24, whose product is annotated as PHD finger protein 24. The coding region runs from base 386 to 1645 and encodes 419 amino acids. Gene Ontology annotation, molecular function: calcium ion binding. Lineage: Eukaryota; Metazoa; Chordata; Actinopteri; Syngnathiformes; Callionymidae. The transcript is spliced from 9 exons. The record is from RefSeq and is a predicted model, not a curated record.